AUGAAGCAGCCCGACGACUCUGGCCCAACUGCAACUGGACCACAAUCGGCUCGACCUCGGGCUUCCCUCUCUGUUUCUGCCUCUGCCUCCCAUAAUCCGCGACGGCUUCCUGUCAAUCCCCGCCGGCACAAGGUUGCUCCCGAGCAUCGCAAGCGUGUCGCUACAGCAUGCUCUGGUGAGCACCCGUGUCGCCAAUGCCAAUCCUCUUCACGCGAUUGCAUAUACCCUCUACCUGUUGAGAAGGUGAGCAUCACGCGCUCAGAGCUCGAGGAUUUGAAACACAAGGUCGAGCUCUAUGAACGUGUUCUUCGAGAUACUGUCCCAGCAGCUGUAUCAAACGCCGUCCCGGAUUCUGCAAGCCGCCAAGAACUUUCAGAUUUGCUUGGUUGGACCGCCUCUAACCAUGAAAUUGGAUCAUCGGCCGUUAGUCUAGCGGCACAGACAACGCCAACGAUAGAUGCAACAACGCAUAUCGGGCGAGUGCCUCCUGAGCUUCCUCAGCUCCAGUAUCCCAGUAUACAUCGACAAUUCCAGCAACAGCCGCCUCAUCUUCAUCUCCAACCUCAGCUAUCAGACACUCGAAUACAGGAACCCAGCUAUGGAUUAUCUCGAACACAUUCUAUCCAGCUCUCACAUCCCGGGGCGACGCCUCAAAAUCGGCAGGAUGACGAGGAGAACUUGGUCUCAACCGAGGGUCGCCUUUUACAUGACCCUGACGGCUAUGCUCGUUUUCUGGGUGAGACCAGCGGCGCAACUUUCCUCGACUACUUGAAGGAAUUCAUGACUACAGUUCUGCCUCUUGCGUAUCAAAAUCUGCGUCCAGGUUCUGACGGAAGUGCGUUUUUAUCAAGUCUUGGUCGUUACCAGACCUACGACUCGCGACCUUUGCAUGAUCGAGACGUUGACCCGACAUGGUUUCCUACACCCUCAGAGAUGGACUCAAUGUUGUCCGAGCUUCGUUACUUCAUCCAAGACGGUAACUGCCAAUGGCCAAGUGGAGGAAUCUACUGGUGGGGGGAUCUCUCUUCAACACCGACAGUACCAUCCAUGGAACGAGACUCGGUAAACUUACGUCUCACCAAAUGCCGUCACUUGGCUUUCUAUCAGACUGCAUUUGCUGUGGUAUCUCAAGCCAUGAUCAUGCCGCCUCAGGAUAUCUCUAUAGACCCUCAUCUCAGUGAGAACUACUUCAGUCGGGCCCGUAUGCUCCUCGGGAACCCGCUUGACAUUACACGCUUUACGCCCAACGAAGUAUCGGUAUUGACAUUAAUGGGGUUCUACCUGAUAGAGAUGAACCGCCGUGAUGCCGCAUAUAUUUGCGUGAGCAACGCUAUGCACAUCAGCAUCAUGCACGGCGCACAUAGGGGCUGGCUUGACGAGAGUGGCAAACGCGUAUUCUGGACGCUUUAUGUACUGGAUCGCUAUUUAAGCUGCCUCAUGGGGAGACCCCCGACCAUCAUGGACGACGCAAUUCGGUUACCCCUUCCUUGCGAUGCUCCGUCUAUGCCUCCAGCAGAUGGUCUCAAAGCUCAUGUCGAGCUUUCGAGGAUAUCAUGCCAUAUCGUGUGCAAUACGUAUCGCAUUUCCCCCUCAGAAGACGCCCUCGCUCGACAGAUUCUACUUGUCAAUCAUCCUCGAAAGCUGCUCCAAGCCGGUCUUCACUUCAUUUUUAACGCUGCCAUAGUAUUGAUGUUACAGCAGCUGGUAGAGGAUCUGUGCCCGUCUUCUCGAAGUGAGAAGGCUCGUUCACUUGACCUCGACUUUGUGAUUGGGAGGUUCGAGGAUGAGAGUCGAGUUGGUAGCAACUACGGCCGGGACUGUGCUACGGUGCUUCGGGAUCUUCGCGUUCUUGUGCAGCGUCUUCCUAUCCCAGUUGACAUGAGCACUGCAACACGUUCCGUCAACAUGACACAGACUACGACCACCUACGAUCCGAUCGCAAAUCGAUCGCAUGUUGACAUGGGACAGCAAUGGUCAGAUAAGCUGACAUCAGAGGCACUUCAGCAGCCUAUCCUUGUUGAUCAGGGCCACAUAUUAUAUAAUGAGUUGGUUUCGUGGAUUGAUGUCGAUUGGCAAUCUAAUAAUGGUCUUUCGUCACGAAUGGCACCUCUCAAGCACAGAGAGGUCGCGACGAGCUUCAUCUUCAGAUUCCCCGCUGACGGUGAGGCAAAGAAACCCCAGGUUGCUCUCUUCCGCCGGAGUAGUCACGUAAACACAUAUCAGCACAAAUAUGCAGGCAUUUCUGGAAGUGUAGAUGACACUGACGCGGAUCCUCUUACCACAGCCUGGAGGGAACUCGCUGAGGAAACAACUCUUACGCAUGACUCUUUACGCCUUUUUCGGAAGGGCAAACCAUUCUCGUUCGCUGAUGAGUCUAUUGGAAGAGAGUGGACUGUUAACCCUUUCGGUUUUCUUCUCAAAUCCGAGAGCGACGGUGGCUGCGGUGAGGCUGGCAUCAAAAUUGACUGGGAGCAUGAGGGGUACGAAUGGUUCGAUCCAGAUGCAAUCAACGAUUCAGAUGACUUUGAAGGUGUUCCGCGCAUCCUAGAGAGUCUUAGAAGGGUAUGGCUCAACGUUGACUUGGGCCAAGAGGCAGGCAACACGCUUAGCCGGGGCUUGGUCGCUCUGCAGGAAGAUCACGAAAGCGGAGCGCGCCAGCUAGCCACCAAGGCUCUCGAUACAUACAUCGAUGUUAUGAAGAAAGUCGAUUUCACUGACCAAGUUCAGUGGUGGAUCAAUAUCAGGUUUGCGGGAUGGCACCUCUGGAAGAACGGGCGAGAAAGUAUGGGCGCGUCUAUCUUGAACGUUGUUCUAUCAGCUUUGGACAUAGUUCAAGACGGAAUCCCACCCCGCGGCCCACCAGAUAAGAGCUCGAUCGAUAAUAUCGUCAGAGCCUUGGGGGAUUACGCCCGCGACCGGCAGAAUACCACUUCAAGAACGGGCGCGGUGUUCCAGACUUUCAUAGAGCAGCAUCUGUCGGGAGGCGGGCCACUCAAGAUCCUUACCCUCUCCUCUAGCUCAACUAUCGCCUCGGCCAUUACCCACAUUAUGGGAAAUACUUCGCGACCUGUGGAGGUUCAUGUGCUCGAAUCCCGACCACUCUUCGAAGGUGUCAAGAUGGCACAGUCUAUUGCUUCAUGUGCCAACAAUUCCAAGGCUAAGACCCGCUUGGUAAUCCACACUGAUGCAAGUGUUGGCAUCGCAGCGAAGGACAUAGAUAUUGUGCUCAUCGGAGCGGAUCUGAUCGACAAAACAGCCGCGGUUAGCAACAAAGUCGGUUCUCUGCCUGCUGUUCUGACAGCCAAGUACGUGUCUCAAAAAGCCAAGAUUAUCGUUUUGUCAGAGAAAGAGAAGGUGCUCCCUUUUGCACCGCCAGGUCAGGAGGAAAACGAUGCAUGCGAGGUUAUGCAAGCUUGGGGAGACUUCAGCUCAGCUGUGAGGGAGGUUCCCCACUCUCUGGUCACUGUCAAAAACGUGUACUUCGAGUGGGUGUCACCCGAUUUGAUCGAUCACUACAUCACUGAGGACGGCGUCACGGGUCGUGCGGGAAUAUCGAACUAUGCCCAGGAAGUUGAGAAGAAGGCUGACCAAUAUUUUACCAAUCUCUGA
Fusarium tjaetaba is the source of this 3609-nucleotide messenger RNA. RefSeq names its product translation initiation factor eIF-2B subunit family. The coding region runs from base 1 to 3609 and encodes 1202 amino acids. Gene Ontology annotation, biological process: regulation of DNA-templated transcription; DNA-templated transcription. Lineage: Eukaryota; Fungi; Ascomycota; Sordariomycetes; Hypocreales; Nectriaceae. The transcript has 6 exons. Gene Ontology annotation, molecular function: DNA-binding transcription factor activity, RNA polymerase II-specific; zinc ion binding; DNA binding. The record is from RefSeq and is a predicted model, not a curated record.